This is a messenger RNA of Closterium sp. Naga37s-1, 564 nucleotides long. Lineage: Eukaryota; Viridiplantae; Streptophyta; Zygnematophyceae; Desmidiales; Closteriaceae. The record is from the annotation of a GenBank genome assembly.
CCCUCAUGCGCUCCUUUGAUGGUACGUCCUAUCUUCAGCCACUCAGCAUCGUCGCAUAGUGCAUCAGUGUUACCCCACGCUCACCUGUACAACUUCAACCAAACGCCAUCCCACCCUUUUCAGUCUCUUCCCUCCUUUUUCCCUUGCCAUCUCCUGCUCGCUUCCACUUUCUCCCACUCAGUUUCCCUCUUCCCUUCUCCCCCCUGUCUCUCCCUCGUCAUCCCUCGUCUGCCGGCGCGUCAAACGUCUCCCAUCCCAUCUUGUGCAAUCUUCACUGACCACCCCUCCGCCCCUUACCAGACGGAGCUAUCAGCAGUGAACGAGCAGCUGCGACAGCAGGCAGAGACUCUCCUCUCCGAAAUCAGUGCACUGGAAGACGCCAUUCGCCAGGUGGAGGCCAUGGACCAGCGCCGCCCGCACCACCGCGUGCGCCUGCUGCGGCAGCAGCGCGGCUUUGUGUGCUCUGCGUGCCAUGUGCCGGGGUCAGGGUUGUCGUGGCGCUGCGUCACGCCCAGGUGCCCGGACAGCUUCCAUCUGCAGUGCCUGGUGGGGCAGAGAAACUAG